UGUGUAAAAGUGUAUUGUACUGUCUAUAGUCAAAUUUAUUGUCUGGGUUUUAUGUGUUUUUCUUACACCAAUCAGGAGCAGCGCUGCUAAUUUCGUUGUAUGCAGGACAAUACAAUGACAAAGGAAUUCAAUUCAUUUAUUUUCUGGUUGUUUUCAUAUGUUGUGAAUGUAAAACAUGUACAUAAUUAAUGUUCCUUUAUGAACACGUGAGUUCACUGCCGACCAAUCAAGAGAGCGAACGUCAAGCAUGGGAAGACUGGCGGGAAAACAGAGGAGCUGUGAGCAGACGCGACUCUCCUAUCUGCUCAUUUUAUCGUGUUUUUACAGACACUGAAUACAGAAGAUGGACGGACAAUAUCGUGUUCUCUUUGUUAAUGAGAUGAGGGCAAAUCUUAUCCAGAGGGUUUCCUUAGUGCUGCCUCUGGCUGAUCAACUGUUGCAAAACAAUCAUAUCCAUAAAGAGACAUAUAAUAUAAUCAGCUCAGGACAAACCACCCAAGACCAGAUGAGAGAACUCUACAAUGCGUUAAACACCAAAGCAAGCAAAUCUGCAUUUUAUGAAGCCCUGAUGGAAACAGAUCCUAACCUUCUUGAAGAACUGGAGCAGAUAUUCCAGGCCCAAGGUUGAGCUGGUGAGAAAACACGUAUAGAGAGGUGUGCCAACAUGUGCCCGCUUGGCACUAAUAAAACCAACACACACCCACACACAGAUACAGAGAUCCACCUAUGGGAAGGGCAUCCGUUCCUGACCUCUACAGAAGCAUCCAAUUGCACCAAGUCUGGCUUGACUGACAGGAGCUGCCUUUCCUCAGGUCACUUUCGCUUCUCGCGACUUCUGCUCCUACCUCACAGCUCCCUGGUAUUUUUUGGACUGCACUUUUGUCUUCAGGAGGACAUCUCGUUUUAUCAACCUCUGCCGGACGUGCUCGUCCUCAGUCAGGUUAGCUUUGCGAGCCGCCCACGCUUGCACCCCCCUUUUUUUCUGUAGGCUGCCCGCCUGCUUUUUUGCCUUUUUUCCCUUCCUGUGGCACUCUCAAAAGCAGCUCCAGCUACUCCGGUGGACAACCUAUCGCGAGCCUGCCCGGCCGGUUUCGGGGAUGAGGGCUCGGAUGACGAGGCCAUCCCGUCUUCCACGGUCCCUCAGGCUCCCCCCGCCCCACCUCAAUCGGUGCUGUUGGAGCUUUGUGAACGUGCUGCCACUCGCCUCAACAUUGAAUGGCCGGCUCUCCUGAACACUUUGGAUCAGGAGAGGGAUGUGUAUGACGGUAAAUUCUGGGGCCUCCUGCCGGCCCGAGGAAGCUGCUCCUGCCCGUCCUCCCUGCCUGUGCAAAACAUGAGGUAUUGCUGGGGAUAUCCGCUUAUCUAAAACACAGUAUUGUGGGGCUUGAGGUGAAGGAUAUGGCGGGUCUGGGCAUGGGUGAUCCCCCCGUGAUUGAGCCUUCCAUCGCCAGACACCUUAACUCAUCCCAGGGAUGGCUGCUCGCCCCACCCAAGUCCGUCCUCCCGGGUAAGAUGGAUCGUUUCUCGCGUCAAUCCACCAGGCAUCAUAUAAAGCCUCAGCUCCUCGCUGUUGUCCGCAUAUCAGGCUGAACUCCCAUCUUGAUUUGGGCCAGCAGCUGGAGAGUGGGUCGCCAUCCCCCGAUCUCUGGAAGGAGAUCGUCACGGUCAAUGACCUCGUCCUCCGCAAUGCCCGUCAGGCUGUCCAGGCUAGCGGGCGUUCUAUGGCUUUUUAUGUGGUCGGAGAACGUGCGCUGUGGCUCAACCUCUGGUCUCCCCGAUAGUGAGAAGCGUCGCAUCACUGGGGCGCCAGUUGAACCAGGUCAAGCUCUUUUCGGCCCAACCGUUGCGCUGAUGCAGCAGCGCUGCAUUGAUAAGAAGAAGGAGGACGAGGACUUCAAACCAUCUGGGCGGCCGCCUAACACUCCUGCUGCGGGACGCCAGUCCCAUUACGCUGGCAGGUCCAACAAACCCCGUGGGAAACCACAGGUUCAGCAGGGUCCCUCCCCCGCACCCCCCCCCCCCCCACCGACCUGAUGUUCGGCCUCUGGGGGUCUUCAGUCCGUGUUCAUGGGCGGCUAGCCCUCCGGACACCUGUUCUACCCUCCAGGUUCACCCGUCCAAGAAGGUCUCCUUCGACGAGGUCAGCCCCCCCUCACUGGCGAGAGUUAACCUUUGCUCCGCACAAGGCUUCACCGUUCCCCGUGUCGCCCAGAGUGCAUUCCCCGGUCCCAGUGGGGACGGUCAUGGGAUUGAGUGCAGAAGCAGUGUCCCCAAAUAUCCCCCUUCGCACACCUCUCACAUGUUCAAUAAAGGCUACGGCCCCAGUUUUUCAAAAAAAAAAAUGAUGAAAACUUCUCUGAUUUGGCCGCUUGGAUGGCGCCGUCGUGCCAUCAAUGAACGGACCGCCCCCCGGUGUCUUGCCAACCCGUGUGGGGGCGCUUGGGAGUCACGUGACAGCCUGGCUGUCUGUCUCGGCCCCCGAUUGGGUGAUUCACACAGUCACGAGGGGUUACAGACUUCACUUUGUACAAUCACCUGAGCGGUUCAACGGAGUGGUCUGGUCCCACACGGACCAGGGCUCCGCCCACAUUCUGGAAGACGAGAUCUCAUCUCUUCUUGAGAAGGGAGCGAUUUGAGUUGUACCCGCACAUCUAAGCAAUCAGGGGUUUUAUUCUCGUUAUUUCCUGGUCUCGAAAAAGGAUGGACAUAGACGACUGGCUUAUUGUAGGUGAUUUGAGAGAGAAUGUGAUUCAAAACACUGCCCGUGUGCUCUCACACAUCGCUGCGCUUGGUUAAUGUGUUAAAGAGCAAUUUCACUCCCGCUCAGGAGGUCAUAUUCUUGGGUCUGGAGCUGAAUUCCGUCACAAUGCACGUGCGCACGUCUUUUUAUUCAUGAACUGUCUAUCGCGGUUCAGGGAAGGGGCGAUCAUGAUGCGCAAAGUGGUUACGACGGAUGCCUCCUUGACGGGGUGGGGAGCCACCCAAGAGGGAAGAUCAGUGAACGGUGUGUGGCCAAUCUCACUUCGUUCAGCCCAUAUAAAUUACUUGGAGCUCCUCACUGUGUUGAAAGCUCUAAAGUAUUUCUUGCCCCGAGAUCAUGUGCUGGUACGCUGCGACAAUAGGACAGCUGUAGCAUACAUCAACCGUCAAGGCGGCUUGCACUCCUCCAAGCUUCACGCUCUGGCUCACAAGCUGUUGGUGUGGAGCACGCAGCAUUUUCUGUCGUUAUGGAUGACUCGCAUCCCAGGCCUUUUGAACAGGGGUGCAGAUCUGCAGAGUGGAGAGUGCAGAGUGGAGGCUCCACCUCCAGAUAGUGGGGCUGCUCUGGGAGAGGUUCGGCCAGGCUGCCUUCGAUCUCUUCGCCUCGCGCAAAAACGCCCACUGUCCUAUGUUCUUCUCGCUUCGGGACGAGGACUUCCCCCUCGGCAUGGACACUCUGGCACAUCCAUGGCCCAGCAUGCUGCUCUACGCUUUCCCUCCGCUCUGCCUGAUAUCCCCGACCCUGGAAAGGCUCGCGGUGCAGAGUUUAUCUCUGAUCCUCAUAGCUCCCAGGUGGCCCAAGACACCUUGGCUAGCGGAGAUAAUUCCUCUUCUGUAUGCAGAGUCGUGGCCCCUCCCGUUGCGUACGGACCUCCUGGCCCAGGCGAAUGGGGAGAUUUUUGCCUCACCCGGGCAGGGUGGCUCUCUGGGCCUGGCCCGUGAGAGGGUGAAUUUGAGCACGCUGGGGCUUCCCAACCUCAUGUUAUUGCCACAAUUCUGAGUGCCAGGGCCCCUUCCACAUGCUCUCUCUCUGAUUGUAAAUGGCGUAUGUUUGAGGCGUGGUGUGAGGAGCACCAGCUCGUCUCGUAUCGUACCACGGUGUCUCAUAUGGUCUUGAGUGUGGGCUCUUCGUAGCCACGUGCUACGAGGCCCGCACUCUUGUCAGCCCUGUCUGCCCGGCCUGGCUGUGCAUGUUUCCGGCAUAUGGUCUUCUCCCCGCCGUACACCCGGGUUGGUCCAUUCACAUGUUUAUUUACAUAUUCUUUUCCUGCAGGCAGCCCGCUUUUUGGACAUCAGCGGGGUUUUAACAUGCAUGUUGCCACAUGUUGUGUUUCCCUUUGGCUGAGCUUUUUGCCCCGCUCAGUAUGUUUUGUCUGCUGCUUUGUGACGUGCCGAGCACCACCUUUUUGGCCGUCCUCUGGCUUACAGGGCCUCGCUGUGAGUGUAUUGGGCAACCUGGGAGCUGUCUAUAUCUCCCAUAGGUGGAUCUCGAACACGAGA
Molecule: messenger RNA, 4260 nt
Organism: Tachysurus fulvidraco (yellow catfish)
Lineage: Eukaryota; Metazoa; Chordata; Actinopteri; Siluriformes; Bagridae
Exons: 4
Coding region: 2893-3702 (269 amino acids)
Source: RefSeq, a predicted model, not a curated record